Messenger RNA from Spodoptera litura, 2560 nucleotides. RefSeq lists its product as uncharacterized. The record is from RefSeq and is a predicted model, not a curated record. Lineage: Eukaryota; Metazoa; Arthropoda; Insecta; Lepidoptera; Noctuidae.
UUACCCAUCAUUUUCUAGUCAGUUGUCGUGUGGAGCACUCGCGCAUUUCCGUGAAUACAAAUGUACCUCUAACAUUCGUCUAAAAUGAAUCGAGUAGUUAUUUUUGCCGUUUUGUUAAACUGUUUUCAUAUCUACCAUGUUUAUACCGCGAAUCUACCAGGACCAUUAGUGUACGUUGUAACACCAUCUCCGCGACCGCCGCAAAUUGAUAUGGGAAGAUCAGCACCAUUUUACUACCACAAAUGGAUGAGCAGAAUGGAUACUCCACAAAACACAACGGUUACUACCACGACAACUGAGAGAACCAAGACUCCUGACUUGAUAUUCGCUGAGUUCGAAUCCGAUAACAACAAUAUGAAAUCAAUUCGAAAACUUCUUGAAAAAGAGAAAAUCAAAUAUAAAACGACCACAACGACUACUACGAGUACAACAUCGAGACCUAUCUACGUUCCCGAUGAAGAAGCAAGUAAUGACUCAAGUUACGGUUUACCAGCGCCGUCGACGGAGAAACCUGUUAACACUGAUAUGACUGACUAUUUUUCUUUGUAUAAUAAUUUGUAUAACUCCGGCCCAGUGUACGUGCCUUCAGUAGCAUCCCCGAGUACGGCACCGUCCCCAACUACCACCACGUCUACAACGACGACGACACAAGCGCCAGUGAAUAAUGUGGAAAAUAUUUGGCAUAUUAUUGACAGUCAGAAACAUGAUCAAUAUUCUGGUACAUGGGAAGAAGAACCUAUUAGUUCUGAACAAAACCAAGAUGAGGAUCAAAACAAAAGCAAUUCUGAAAGCGCUGACGUUCAGGAACAAGAUGAUAAAAGUGAAGACAAUAUCGGAAUUGACGACAACUUUGCCUUACCAGGAUUUGGUACUAAUCCCGGUAAUGGAGCCGAAAACGAAUCCAGGGCAAUCCGAACAGAACCUAACAUACGUUUUCCUUACAUAGACUUGAAACCGUUUCAAAUGAAAAAUAUGAAAAAGAUCAAUUCUUUUUCGAAUGGCAAAAAGGGGAACAAUAUGUUUAACUUAGACAGUUUUACUGACAUUAAAAAUCCAGUAAGAGGCGAAGUUCAAGAAUCCGCUGCUCCUGUACGACAACAGAUCGACCGUUAUAAUCCUGCUCAACCUUACUUGCCUCAGCCACCAACUUACGGAGCCAAAGCUAAACCAGCUCCUGCAUCAGCUCCACCGCCGCCACCACCACCACGUCCUCCACAGCCCUCUGGUCCCCCACCACGUCCAAUUAAUGCUGUUGCAAGUCUAGUACCUCCGCCACCCCCGCCUGCACCUCAACUAACAGCGGAUGAUUUCCCAACCCCAAGCACGUAUGAGUCCUUCCCGCCCUAUGCACCUUCAGCUCCAGCACCGCGUCCUGUUACUUCGUAUCAACCACCCAGUGACUCUGGUCCGGAUCUAUCUUCCAGCGAUAGUGAUGAUGACGGACCGCCUUCGGAUGUUGGGUACAGAUAUAAACCACCUUCUGCUCCUGCUCCUCCAUCACUGCCAUUUGUUCCUACAAUACCUCCUCCUAGCAAACCUUUUUCGGGAUACACCUAUAAUAAACCACAGAUGGCUCAAGAUGAUGGAGAUAGUAAGCCUGACUUCCAAGGCUACCAUUAUAAUAAGCCAGCUCCACCUUCACCGCCUCAAGAUGAUGGGCCUAGUUAUGGAAACGAUGACAGCCCACCGAUGAUGGACAGCAAACCCGACUUCCAAGGUUAUCAAUAUAGUAAACCAGCACCACCAGCGCCGCCACAAGAUCAUGGACCUACUUAUGACCACCAUGACGAACCACCUCCAUCAUAUCAACCAGACUAUCCAGAACUCAUCUUUGAUAAGCCGCAUGGAAGUUUGAAAGGUGGCGAUGCCAUGAAAGGCGGUGAUAUGGGAAUGGUGCCUCCUCCUCCUCCAGCCGGAGAUAUGAAGCCUGAUUCACACGACGCUCCUAUGGAUGAUCAUGGUUUUCCUCACGAUUUUCCCGGGGAUUUCAAAUUUCAUCAUGACUUUGAUGAGCAUGAUCACGACCACGACCAUUACCACUAUCAUCACCCUACGACGACAACUACAACGGAGAUGCCCCGUGUCAACCGAUACAGUUACUAUUACCUCGGGAAGAAGCUUUACUAUUUGCCUCUAUACUUUAGUGUGUACUUCAUUGUUUACGUAGGAGCUCUGAUCAUUAAGGCAGUACUGCGUCAUAAGAUUACUUAUCCUAACAGCUGGAGGCCGAACACUACUACAGCCAGUUUCUUCUCAAAGAGGUCAAUUGAAUCUCAUCUUUCUAAUGAGAAUCUCCACGAAAUUACAGGUAGAGUCACAAGAGCUAUUGCUAUGGCCGCUGAAAAGUAUGUUAGUGACAAAAGCAAAGACAAUUAGUCAAGGGUAUUGAACUGGGGGUAGACUUAAGAUAAAGUGUAUAAAUUGUAAUAAUAUAAUAUUUAUAGUUAAGGUUGUUGUGAACUGGGCACGUUUAAUGGCUAAUCAAUGUUCUUUCCUAUUUUUGAAUGUAGUUCAUUAUCACAACAAAAUGAUUUUUAAUUAGAAAAUUAAGUUCGAAAUA